AUGGCUAAUACCAUGAAUCGCAAUAGGCAGCUCCUCCUCUUCCUGUGCAUCUUCGGUGUUGUUGCUCUCGGGCUGGGGCAUACUUGCUCGGCUUCUGAGGGCAACAGGUCCGUGGACAGCAAGACGAAGGGAAUGCUUCCUGCCUUCAUCAACUUUGCUCUCCGCCCGCUCUCCCACUUGUCCGGCUGCAGCGCGUUUCGCUCCGCGGCGAAGAUCUUUCCCAAGAAGUUCAUCCAGGUGCCUUCGGUGCGGCUCAGGGGAGGAAGAGACCAGCCCUUCACCGUGCAGGCGAGCGCAGCAGCUCCUGUGGCUGAGACCUCGACCAAGAUGAACCCGCUCAUCUCGCUGGAGAUGUUCCCCCGCUACGACCUGGUGUCUGCCGAGCACGUGCUGCCGGCGAUGCAGGAGCUUAUCAAGGAUGCCGAGGGGAGCCUGGCGAAGCUGGAGGCGAGGCUCAAGGAGAGCGGGUAUCAGAUUAAGUGCUCUGAGUUCCUCGGUGAGGUGGAGAAGCUCUCGGACCAUGUCGAGCGUUCGUGGGGAGUGGUGCAGCACCUAAAGGGGGUGCGGGACAACGACGCGCUUCGCAAGGCUGUGGAGGAGGCGCAGCCAGCAGUGGUGCAAAUGAACCUGAAGCUGAUGCAGAACGAGGCCCUGUUCAACACGUUCAAGGCGAUCAAGGAGAGCAAGGAGUUCCAGACGCUCUCCCCUGCCCAGAAGAGAAUCGUGGAGACCUCCAUCCGGGACGCCGAGCUGUCCGGGGUUGCCCUCAAGGGGGAGGAGAAGAAGCGCUACAACGAUCUGCAGCAGGAGCUCGCGACUCUGAGCACCAAGUUCAGCAACAACGUUCUUGACAGCACCAAGGCCUUCUCUGUCCGCCUGGAGAAGAAGGAGGAGGUUGCCGGGCUGCCUGCGAGCUCGCUUGCUCUCGCUGCUCAGACAGCCAAGAGCAAGGGAGACAAGGAUGCGACGCCGGAGGAGGGGCCCUGGGUGUUCACGCUGGACAUGCCUUCCUACCUGGCGGUACAGCAGCAUGCGAAGGACCGCUCGCUGCGGGAGAAGAUGUACGAGCAGUACAUCACCAGGGCCUCCAAAGAGGGUCUGGACAACACGCCAAUCAUCAACAAGAUUCUUGCUCUUCGACAAGAGACGGCAAAGCUGCUCGGCAAGAGGCAUCAUGCUGAUGUCAGCACUGCGAGCAAGAUGGCCACGUACGAGAGCGCGAUGAAGCUGCUCAAGGUUUGCAAUCAGUCUCCUCCUGUAGGCGACAAGCCUUCCCUGAUGACUUUCCGUGAAGUCGAGACUCUCUUCCAUGAGUUCGGCCAUGCUCUCCAGCACAUGCUCACGUCCGAGGAUGAAGGCCUGGUGGCAGGAAUCCGAGGAGUUGAGUGGGAUGCUGUGGAGACGCCAUCCCAGUUUAUGGAGAACUGGUGCUACGACAAAGCUACCAUCGACAAGCUCGCGGUACAUUACGAGACGGGAGAAAAGAUGCCAGAGGAGCUCUGGCAGAAGAUCAAGGCAGCCAAGAACUUUCGCUCUGGCUCGAUGAUGCUCCGACAGCUCCAGUUUGCCGUCACGGACCUCGAGCUUCACUCCAACUUCGAUCCUUCAGUUGCCGAACAACCGGGCAAAAGUGUCCACGAUCUUUACAGAGGUAAUAAGCAUUGCCCUCAAAAAUUUCAAUGCGAUGAAAAGGAGAUUGGUAUCAAGACCAACCUCCAUUACCAGUGA
This is a messenger RNA of Guillardia theta CCMP2712, 1728 nucleotides long. RefSeq lists its product as hypothetical. The record is from RefSeq and is a predicted model, not a curated record. The transcript is spliced from 11 exons. Gene Ontology annotation, molecular function: metalloendopeptidase activity. Gene Ontology annotation, biological process: proteolysis; peptide metabolic process. Lineage: Eukaryota; Cryptophyceae; Pyrenomonadales; Geminigeraceae. The coding region runs from base 1 to 1728 and encodes 575 amino acids.